This is a messenger RNA of Exaiptasia diaphana, 3614 nucleotides long. RefSeq names its product multidrug resistance-associated protein 4. Gene Ontology annotation, cellular component: membrane. Gene Ontology annotation, molecular function: ATP binding; ABC-type transporter activity; ATP hydrolysis activity. The coding region runs from base 157 to 3444 and encodes 1095 amino acids. NCBI's taxonomy places the organism in Eukaryota, Metazoa, Cnidaria, Anthozoa, Actiniaria, Aiptasiidae. The transcript has 7 exons. Gene Ontology annotation, biological process: transmembrane transport. The record is from RefSeq and is a predicted model, not a curated record.
UGUACAAGAUUUAAAUUUCUAGAGCUAUUGUCAUGUCAACAUUUUUCGUGCUUUCUUUUGUUCUCUACGCAAGUGAGUCUGUUGAGUACUAAAACAGCGGUCGCUUUGAACGGGAAAAAGGCUUAUUGAAAGAUCUCAAUGAAAACGUGACCAGCCAUGCAGAAGAAAGCAAAUCCAAAAGAAAACGCUAACAUACUAUCCCGUUUAUUUAUCUGCUGGUUAUACAGUUUACUAAGACUUGGCAGUCAACGACAACUAACACAAGAUGACCUGUUUGAAUUGUCCGACGAAGAUCAAGCAGAAUACAUUKUACAAGAUUUUGAAGAAGUUUGGCAAGAAGAGAUCAUCUCUGCUGAACGCCAUGGGAAACAACCACGACUAUGGAAAACAAUGACUCGAUUCUUUCACUGGAGUGACUAUUUCUCGUUAGUGUUCUGGAGAACUUUAGAAACACUCAGUGUUUAUUGUAAGCCUGUGAUAUUAUGGUUCUUUCUGAAGACGUUACAAGAACGUAAAUCUAUAGAAAACACGCAACAUCUUCUUGCUGCUGGAGUGGUCGGUAUUGGAGGGAUAUCUUUCAUUUACAUCUUUAGACAUAAAAACCAUUUGAUUUCAAAGAUGAUGGGAAUGCGACUCUCUAUUGCUUGUACUGGGUUAAUACACAAAAAGAUUUUGAAAUCAAGCCGUGUCCAACUUUCAAGUGAUAAACCAGGUCACGUGUUCAACUUAGUGUCAAACGACAUUCCACGAAUAAUAGACAUGGUUCAAAAUGUACAAUACAGCAUAUCAUCGAUUAUUGCAGCUCCAAUCACCUUUGCCUUGCUCUGUACUCUCAUUAGAUGGCAAGCGAUAUCUGGAGCCUUCUUUGUCAUCAUUUGCGCGAUUUCACAAAUUUUCAUGUCCAAGGGUUUUGCGUAUUACCGACUUCUUCAAGCAUCUGCAACAGAUCAACGUCUCUCAUCUGUYAACGAGAUCAUCAAAGGCAUACGAACCGUUAAGAUGCACGCUUGGGAGUGGAGCUAUUUGGACAUCAUUAGGGGAUUUAGGAGGAAAGAAAUGAAGCUGGCUCGUUCUAAAACGUUCUUCUUGUCCAUCACAGCAUUCCUCUAUACCAUUCUGAUCAUAUUCGCAAUAGCAACAUCAGUUUUUACUCUUAUAUUAUCAGGAUUUUAUCUUGAUGCUAUGCAGCUCUUCGUUUUGCUAUCAAUUCUUCAGAACUUCGGUGAUUCAACUAUGACCCAGAUUACAUCCACCCUCUAUUCUUAUGAUAACUUCUCUUCAAUAAAGAGACUUGAGAUUUUUCUAUUGAACAAUGAACAGAGUAAUCCAACUCUUGACGAAGGACAAAUACCUCAAGCAACUAAAAUGGCACCAUUUCGUAAGCAGUCUCCAAAAUACACGCUGUUGAAAGAUGUUGAAGAACCCAACUUAACAGUWAAGGUACCAUUUUGGAAUGAUAAUGACCAGGGUCCUCCAAGUAUAAACAUGGCUAACGCCAACAGUGGUUGGGACGAAGAUGAAUCAACUCUCCACAAUAUUUCCCUUUGUGUCAAAUCCAAUAGUUUGAUCAUGGUGACAGGGCGUGUUGGAAGCGGAAAGUCUACAUUGUUGAUGGCGUUAUUGCACGAGGUUCCCGUGACAUCUGGUCAGAUCUCUGUCACUGGGAAAAUAGCAUAUGUCAGUCAAAUUCCCUGGAUAUUUACUGGAACAGUACGUGAUAACAUUCUCUUUGGAAAGUCGUUUGAUCAAGCGAGGUAUGAAAGGGUGUUACAGGUAUGUGAUCUCAAGCAAUCUCACCACAUAUUUUGUUUUUCAGCUUGUCCUUUUAUUUCUUUCUGGUGGCUAAAAGUCAUAUCAACAAUGCCGCAUGAAACACAGAAAAGUCCCUAUUCCCUCGGUAUAUAUGGAGGUCUCGUCGCAUCAAAUCUAAUAGUGCCAUUUUUGCAAGUUUGGUUUAUAUUACUCGCAUUGUUGAGAUCUUCUGAGAAGAUACACGAAAAGAUGACAAUUGCUGUCCUUAAAUCACCUGUAACUUUCUUUGACACCAAUCCUGUUGGUAGAAUUAUCAACCGUUUCUCCAAGGACAUCGGUAUAAUGGACGAUACUUUACCGAUGAAAUUCGUGUUUUCAACGCUUACAAUUGGUACAUUUCUGGUUGCGUCGGUUUCCAUCGGURUAAUCAACUACUGGUACUUUCUCGUCACUAUCCCAGCGGUGAYGUGUUUUUUAUUCCUAUGUCAAUGGUAUCUCAAGCCUGCUCGUGACCUUUACAGAUUAGAAGCCUCACGAUGCAGUUCAGUUUACGAUCAUGUUUCAGAAACGAUGGAAGGAUUAGAAGUCAUCCAUUCCUCACACAUGGAGGACAAAAACAUGUUCAAACUCUACAGUCUCCAGAACUGCCAUACUCGAGCGCUCUUCCUGACUAUCACCAUUGGCCGUGCACUCGGUUUCUAUGUUGAUUUACUUUGUGCAUUGUACAUCACGUURGUGGCAGCAGGAGCAAUAUUUUUACAUUUAGAUGCAGGAACAACUGGGUUGGUACUGGCGAUUUCGAUGACUAUCAUUGGUAAUACAAGUUAUGGUUUACAAAUGUUUUCGUCCAUGGAAACCUUCAUGGUAUCCGUUGAAAGAGUAAUGAAAUACACUCAACUCCCCUCUGAACCAGGCUACGCUAGAGAUGGACAACCACCAAANGACUGGCCAAAUCAAGGAGCUCUUGUUGUGAAAGAUCUGUCUCUGAAAUAUUUGAAAGGAGGAGCUUGUGUCUUAGAUGACAUCAACUUUGAAGUGAAAUCUCACGAAAGGGUGGGGAUUGCUGGUCGAACUGGAGCUGGAAAAUCUUCUUUGGUAGCUGCAUUGUUUCGCAUGCCCGACCCUCAAGGAUAUGUGAUCAUUGAUGGUGUAGAUCUUCGUACCUUGAACAUCCAAGCUGCUCGACGAUCCAUCGCCGUCAUUUCUCAGAACCCGAUUCUUUUCAGUGGAAGUCUCAAACACAGUCUCGAUCCGUUUCAUCAUUUUGCCGAGGAGGAGAUUUGGGCAGCACUGGAUGUGGUACAAAUGAAAGAACGUGUCCGUAAAUUGCAAGGUCUUCUAGAAUACUCCAUCGGUGAUAGUGGAUCAGGGUUUAGUGUUGGCGAGACGCAGUUGCUUUGUCUUGCUCGAGCAAUCCUUCAAAGAUGCAAAGUUCUUGUGUUGGAUGAAGCAACAGCCAACGUGGAUUACAAAACCGAUCAGCUUGUCCAACAAGUCAUCAGGGAGAAGUUCAGUCAUUGUACAGUGUUGACCAUUGCACAUCGACUAAACACUAUCAUGGAUUACGAUAGGGUACUGGUGCUUGACCGUGGUCACGUGGUAGAAUACGAUAAACCAGAAGUACUUGCUUCUAAGACCGAUGGGGUUUUUGCUAAGCUGGUACAAAGUCAGCAGGAAAGUGAUGUCCUGUAAUGUUAUGUUAAAAGCAGAACAUUUUAAUUAUGGAUUGAAAAUCGAACUUUUAAGGUUUUAAAGAAAAUUCAUAUUUUAUAUAUCAUUAAGCAACAAGCAACAAUUUGUCGACCUGUGGUGUAAGGAAUUAUUUUGAAAAUGAAUGAUUUUGCUAAAUAAUAAACAUCCAA